GGGUAGAAGUCUGAGUGGUGAGGAGUGGAACUAUUGUCCAGUUGUACACCUGACACCAUGGUUGAUACCCGUAGUGGGAAGAGUACUACCCCUUACACCCACGCUCAAGAGGAGCAAGCCGCCGCCAUUUUAAGAGAGAGAAAAGAGAAAAGGGAGAAAAAGGAGCUCCUUCAGCAAGCGAAGUUAAAGAUAAUAGCGGAGGAGCAGGCGGCGAAGAAGAAAAAGUUGGAGGAGGAGAUAAGGAGAGUACAACAGGAGGAGGAAGAUAAGAUGAGGGCUGCAGUAAAAGAGGAAGAGAUAGAGGAGGAGCAGCUAGAAGAAGAAGAACAUGCCCUCGAAAGGAGGCGUAUGGGAGAAAGAGGAGCGAGCAGUGGCACGAAGCAGGAUGACAUGUGGGUGGAGAAGAAGAUAUCAAAAUGGGUGGCUCAGGAGGUGAUGUUGUAUGUGCCUCAGGAGGAGAAGGAAGCAGCACCAAGGGAGAUCGAAGCAGUGAGUGAUCCCCUGGAAUGCCAGACGAUAGAAAAUGAGAAAAAGUUGGAGUGGAAAUUACACCUGGCGAGAGAGAAGAAGAAGAGGAUGGAGGAGGCUAACCGGAUGGCCAGGGAAGUGGAAAGCUUGCAUUCAUGUAGGCAAGAGGUAGAGGCCCAGCCUGACAUACAGGCUAAGUUGGACAAGAUCCUUGGGAGCAUUGAGCUCCUAGGCCGUGCCUGGAUUGAACAUCAUCAGUCUGUUAGGGGCCAAGACAUGGCCCUCCAUUCCAUUCGGACCGGGUUUCGAGAGUUUGCGCGCGACGUAGCGACUCACGUUGGGACCGAAGUGAGGAGACUGAAGGAAGGCGCAAAGAAAUUUUGUGCAGGCGUCAUUGAGGGCGCCAAAGUAGUAGCCGCGUCAGAGAGUGAGGGUCGUACCUGUAAAGAGCCUGUUAAGCUCAAAUUCCCUGACUCUUAUGGCGGGAAAAAGGAGGAGAAUUUUGAUAAUUGGGAGGCUAGCGUCAACAACUAUGUAUAUUUACAACAUAUUUUACCUGAGGAACAAAUCCUCGUAGCCUUCCAUGCCUUGAAGGAUGAAGCGGCUAGUUUUGCCAGGUCCCUCGCGCGAGUAGCCAGUUGUGAGAACAACAUGGUUGCAUAUUCCAAAAUUACCCCCCUUCCUCGUUUCUUCAAACUCCUAAGAGUGAGGUUCGCUGACGCCACGAGAGGCGUCAGGGCCUCUGAUAAGCUGCAAACGAUCCACUCUAGGCAGUGGAAGAGUGCAAGAGCACUCAAGCCAGUGAUGGAUGGCCUAGUAGCCGUCCCAGACCACGGGGUCACUGAGACCCAGUUAGUUAACUUAUUUUAUCGUGCCAUGUCAGAGCCCCUGCGAUGGCAUUUCCUUGAAAAGACCGAACAGGCCCACAUUACGUAUGAUGCGUUAAGUAGAGAAGUGGUUCUGUUUGAGGCAAAAUCCAUGCCAGUUUCCACUUUCUGGCACAAGGAUUUGGAUAAAGGAAAAAAGUGAAAAGGACGUACCCUCUCGGGUCAGGUUAGGGCCAAGGAUCAUCUGAUCCUUACUUUAGAUGAGGGUGGUACAGAUGAAGUCCCAUAGAGUCA
Molecule: messenger RNA, 1589 nt
Organism: Chara braunii
Lineage: Eukaryota; Viridiplantae; Streptophyta; Charophyceae; Charales; Characeae
Source: the annotation of a GenBank genome assembly